AUGGGAACCUAUAUGAGUUGGAUUCGGUUAACCUACUGUUCAAAGUUAUCACAUUUUUUCAACCCAAUCCCACUCAUACACCACCCGGCUCUGAAUCGAAACCGCGACCUUGGGGUUCCGGAGAAGCAUCUCAGCUUGGACAUCGGAGGAGAAGAUAGAGAAAGGGAAUGGAGAGUGAAACCUGGAAUUGAGUGA
Sphenostylis stenocarpa is the source of this 195-nucleotide messenger RNA. NCBI's taxonomy places the organism in Eukaryota, Viridiplantae, Streptophyta, Magnoliopsida, Fabales, Fabaceae. The record is from the annotation of a GenBank genome assembly.